AUAGCACACUUGUCAGACUUCUGUCAUCAUUGCCACCUGCAAAAAUGGCAGAUUCACAAGAUUCCAAGGGCAAAGGUCGUGCCCAAGAACCUACAGACGAAAAUGUGCAAGACAGCCCAGCUGUUGACAGUGCGGAGAAGACUUCGGAGACAACGGCGACAAUCGAAGGUUCGUCAGAGCUGUCAAAGGAGAAGAAACCCGUGACAGAAAACAUCAAGGAGAAAAUUGGGAAGAAGCUUGGUCGAUCUUCCGAUGAAGAGAAGAAUAUCACACCUCAGAUGCUCGAAGCAUUACUUUCGAUGAACCCCGCGCUAGCUAAUGAACUUGCGCAUAUGCCUCACGACAAGGCUGUCGAGACACUGAGCAAACUGGAUGUUGCUGACAUCCUUACUGGAUUGUCUUUGGGCAAGAAAAACCAAAAAGAUAUGGCUUCUUACAAGUUCUGGCAAACUCAGCCUGUACCGCGUUUCGAUGACCAGGAAGAUCUCGCCGAAGGUCCUAUCAAGAUUAUCAAUCCGGAAGAAGUUUCAAAGGAGCCACCACAACUUAUCGAGGGAUUUGAGUGGGUGACUUUGGAUGUUACGGAUGACAAGGAGGUUGCUGAGUUGUAUGAUUUGUUGUCGAAUCAUUAUGUUGAGGAUGACAAUGCUAUGUUCCGCUUCAAUUACUCGAGAGCAUUCCUUAACUGGGCUUUGACAUCACCCGGUUGGAAAAAGGAUUGGCAUGUAGGAGUGCGUGCAUCCAAGAGCGGCAAACUUGUUGCCUCCAUCUGUGGUGUGCCGACAUACAUUCGAGUUCGCGAGCAGCGACUCAAAGUCAUCGAGAUUAACUUUCUUUGCGUGCACAAAAAGUUACGUUCCAAACGUCUCGCACCAGUCUUGAUCAAGGAAGUGACACGCCGCUGCUACCUGCAAGGCAUCUACCAAGCCAUUUACACCGUUGGUAUCGUCCUUCCUAAACCCGUUACAUCAUGUCGGUACUAUCAUCGACCCUUGGACUGGUUAAAGUUGUAUGAGGUUGGAUUUUCUCCCUUGCCUGCAGGCUCCACCAAAGCGCGCCAGAUUACGAAAAACCACCUUCCAAGCAGUACUGCAACCCCGGGUCUGCGAAAAAUGCAAAAGAAAGAUCUUGAUUCAACGUAUGAUUUGCUCGAGCGAUUCCAGAGACGUUAUCAGAUUAACCCUGCGUUCACCAAAGAAGAAAUAGAGCACUGGUUACUUCAUACCGAGACGAGAGGCGAGCAAGUUGUCUGGUCUUAUGUGGUGGAAGAUCCACAGACGAAGAAGAUUACGGACUUUGUCUCUUUCUAUAGCUUGGAGUCCUCCGUCAUUGGGAACCAGAAACACAAGGAAGUCCGUGCUGCAUACUUGUACUACUACGCCACGGAAACUGCAUUCAACGAGAAAGAGAAGGGUUUCAAGGACAGAUUGCUCUUAUUGAUCAACGAUGCUCUUAUCGAAGCUAAGAAGGCUCGUUUCGAUGUCUUCAAUGCUCUAACCCUUCAGGAUAACCCACUUUUCCUUGAGCAGCUCAAAUUCGGUGCCGGUGACGGUCAAUUACACUACUACCUGUACAAUUACCGUACCGCUCCUGUUCUCGGUGGUGUCAAUGACAAGAAUUUUCCAGAUGAGAAGAAGCGAGGUGGAAUGGGCGUGGUUCUUUUGUAAUUGGCCUGUGUUUGUAUCCUGAACAUAUAUAACAAACAUAACCGGGGAAGCUUUGUUAUUACCCGAGCAUUUUGGCUGGUCUGACCUUGAAAGAAAAAGCCAUGUGCUUCUUAUUGAUUCAAGGAAUAACUGAAUGAGAAUAUUAACAUCCUUGCUACCAAUCAAGGAACAGUUUUAAAUAUGUG
Messenger RNA from Talaromyces stipitatus ATCC 10500, 1852 nucleotides. RefSeq names its product peptide N-myristoyl transferase (Nmt1). Gene Ontology annotation, biological process: N-terminal peptidyl-glycine N-myristoylation. NCBI's taxonomy places the organism in Eukaryota, Fungi, Ascomycota, Eurotiomycetes, Eurotiales, Trichocomaceae. Gene Ontology annotation, molecular function: glycylpeptide N-tetradecanoyltransferase activity. The record is from RefSeq and is a predicted model, not a curated record. The coding region runs from base 45 to 1667 and encodes 540 amino acids. The transcript has 3 exons. Gene Ontology annotation, cellular component: cytoplasm.